UUCAUCUUCGGCAACAGAGGUUCCCUACUCAGGCUCACUUUGACCAGCAAUUCCAACAAAACAAUGGUAUGGUACCCAUGCAUCACCAACAGAGGUUCCCUACUCCAAUUCCAUGCCUUCACCACCCUCUCCAUCUUUUCAUCAACCGUGAGCUUACUACACAGUGCCUACUUCUACAAAUAAUACUGCAUGGUUUCCUGAUUCUGGUGCUAGUCACCAUGUUACAGCUGAUCCAUCAAAUUUACUAUCCUCCACACCAAGCAUUGCAGACUCGGACAGGCUCUAUGGAGGUAAUCGUACAGUUUUUGCAGCAUCCAACUAUUCAACAAUGGAAAGCUCUCAAACGCAUACUUCAAUAUCUAAGAGAUGCAGACUAGGCUAGCGAUAUGGAUGAUCGAAAAUUUGUAAUUGAGUUCUGCAUCUACCUGGGUAACAAUUUGGUCUCAUGGAAGUGCCAAAAACAAGGCAAACUAAGAAGGAGCAGCACUGAUGCAGAAUACAGGUCGCUGGCCUCUACUCAAUCAGAAAUUAUAUCCAUUCAACAACUUCUUACUGAGUUACGAAUCCCUCAACGAAUUCCCCCCACCAUAUACUGUGAUAAUCAGUUAGCAUGCCUCCUAGCUGCAAAUCCUAUACUUCACAAUCGCUCAAACAUCUUGAGCUUGAUCUACAUUUCUUAAGAGACCUUGUUAAUCAAAAAUAACUUUACAUAGUGCACAUCCCUUCCUUAGAACAAGUUGUUGACAUCUUUAUAAAAUUCCUCUCCAUCAAGUUUGAUAAGUUUGAGGGGGGUAUUAAGGGAAAUAUAGACAAUGGAAAUGAAGGGUAGUUAUAGUUUGUUAUCAAUUUCUAGCUUCUGUUAUAAGCCGUGAGGGUUUUGUUAGCUUUCUAUUUUCUGGAAGCUUCCUCAUGUACCUGUAUAAAUACAGGUUCCUUCCUCUCUUGUACAUACAAUGUUAAUUCACUCUUCUUCAAUAAAGCAAGUAAUUCAGUUCUUAAUCUCUUUGUUUCUUGUGU
This is a messenger RNA of Arachis ipaensis, 1017 nucleotides long. RefSeq lists its product as uncharacterized. The record is from RefSeq and is a predicted model, not a curated record. Lineage: Eukaryota; Viridiplantae; Streptophyta; Magnoliopsida; Fabales; Fabaceae.